UUGACAUUCGGGUCUUAUUUGACAAACUUAACCAAUUUAAACAAUUGUGAAAAUAAUGAGUCGCAACGUGACGAUUUUAAAAACAAACCAACACCGAGUUUUUCCACCUUCUGCUUACAGUGUGUUUCAUGCAGUGCUGGUAAAAAGUAACAAUACCGCAGGUUGAAAAUACUCAGAUACAGAUGGAAGUCUUGCAGUUUUCUAGGAGUUUGCUCCUCUCAGGGACAAGAUGGCCCUUCACCAAGCUGCCAUCUCCAAACAAGGAGUCACAAGGGGUGAGAGAUAUUGCCAAAAUCAUAUAUCAUGAUAUAUGUAACUGUAUAUCACAAUACUUGUAACUGUAUAUCACAAUACUUGUAGGCUAUAUCAGGAUACAGUUAUUGUUGGUUGUGUUCUUUGGAAGGAUUGCACCCUUUACCUUCUGUCUAAUGGAAGAAGCUCAUUUGCCCUCAACACAGGAUUCACAGGAUGUCAUUUUCAUUACAAUUAAGUACUAAUGUCCUUAUCCUAAACUGAAGUAUUACCAGAAAGUCAUGGAGAUACUACUCUUCAGGGCAGAGAAGCGUUCAACCACAAUGUUUUGAGUGGAUUCUUGUAGUUGUAUUGAAGUUGGUGAAGAGAGACUUUGAGGCAGCUGGCUGGGAAAGACCUGAGCCAUGGAGGCAGAGAGAAUGACAAAACUGUGUAGUUGUAGGAGCAAAAAUGAAUACACCCAAGUGUAGAGUGGAAAAGAGAGCCCCCGUUGGUCUGGCGUGUGUCUUGGAACAUUCUCCGGAUAUGUGGAAACGGGCUAACUUGCACGCUGAUGGCAACACAAGACGGCAGGUGAUUUCUGCCCUCCUUGCCAAGACUAAUCAGAACAACAGGCUGCUGAUGGCAGAGCAGAUGAUUGGCCUCAUGUAGCCCUGCAUUCCAGUGGGAAGUACAGACCAGUGGGUAUGUCUUUACUGUACUACUGCAAAUCAUAUAGGGCCAGGCAACUGCUCACAGCACAAAAAACAAGUCCCAUAGUUUAGAUCAAUACCCAAAUGAUGUUCAUGUUUCAAGUGAAUUACUAAUUUGGUGUAAUGUCCAUGAUGUGCAUCUGUCUACGUAGCGCCUUUCGCAGCAAUGCAGUUGUCAGAUAACACAGGAGACAAUGAGACUUUAGAUAAGAGAGGAAUCCUCAACACUCCCAAUGAUGGUCAUGGUCAGAUCCUUGAACCACAUUAAUUUUUAACUCAUUCUUGCAGUGCCAUAAUGUGCCGUUUCAUAAAUAGAGCGUAAGUACUCAAGUGCAAAUGUAGAACAACGACAAAAAUGCGUUGCUUUAAUAGAGUUUCUCGUUUUAUAGAGGUUAUAUAGAGGGCUUUUAAACAAAAUCACUCAAAAUCUUGCAUACAUAAUUCCUGCAAAGUUGCUUUUGGUUAAAUAAUAGUUAGCAAAUCCUAACUGAGUGGAGGAAUUAUUAGGAGUUUGACUCCGGCUGGUCAAUGUGCAUUCCUGCAAAAGUGAGCCCUCCUCCUCCUCCUCCUCCUCCUCCUCCUCCUCCUCCUAAUUAUCCAGAUGAUUUCUCUUCCAAUUCAAACAUUUGCUGAGCAAAGUACUUCGCUGUUCUCAAACUCCAAUAUGUAAUAUCGUCCAUGAAGUCAGUUAAUAUCUGAUAGUUGUUAGUAGAAGUUUAUUUAAAAAUAUAAAAGCGCUGUAGAGGCAAUGCUUUACAUACCUGACUCAGCAGGGAUUUGAUAAUGCUGAGGCUCAGUUUUAGUUAGUGUAUGAAACAUAAAGUCUUAUCUUACACUUCAGUUUUGGAAUAUUCUAACAUUUGGAAGAAGCACAUUUAGGAGAUCAGACUGUGGUGGCAUUUGCAUCCAUCAAAUGUGGAUAAAGAAUGAAACCAUUCAGCUGUCUUUGUGGUAUUUUAUUUCUUGUAAGAAAGUCCAGUCAGUCGUACAGAGAGCAUCCGAGUGAACGUUACAAGCUUGGCAAUACUGAAAGGAGCCUUCUGGAAGUCAUGGAGGCAGCAUCAGGAUGUUCUCAGUUCACAGAAGUCGAAGGUCAUACUGUCGGUGCAAAUAGAUUUUAACUAACAACAUUGCAACAAAUCUUCUUAAUAAGGAGUUUUCCCAAGCUAAGCAAAGACGUGAAAGCCAAUAAAUUAACAUUAGAAAGUAAGAAUCACACAAUGAUAAUAUUAAAGUUAGUGACUAAAAUACUUUUCUGUUACAAGACUUUAAAUCUUUACAGAUGUAUUUUGCAUAUGACUCAUUACUUCAACAGUCUCUGAACUUUGAUAUGUGUUUCAGAUUUGACAGAAAGACAGAGUUUCUCAGAUGGAGCAUUCGUGUUCUUCCAGGAAAUAUUCUCCACAUAAUCACAUCGGGAGAAACCACGCAGCUGUGCAUGUAAUGUAGCAAAUGGCAUUGCAGUGGCGAGGCUGAUGGAGGCACGUGUACAUUUGUAUUUGUUACCAUGGCAAAUAUGAUUCCAGAAAGGUCUCUGACACUGGGAAGAAAGUGCAAAAAGCAGAACAUCACUACUUCUGAUUCAUCAUCUGUAACGUUCAGAAUGAGCGGAAGAAGACGGGUUGGAUGUAUGUGUUAGUAUAUAACAGGAAAGGGUGGAGUGAUUUUGAUAAUUUCUGAAAGGAACAUAAUCCACCCCCCACUUGCUCUCUCUCUCUCCUUCCCUGCCACCUCCCUCUCUCUCUCUCCCCUUUUCUCUCUCUCUCUCUGAGUCCCAGCCCCUGAAGGUGUCAUAACUGUGCUCUCUCUCUCUCCCUCUCUCACUCACUCUCUAUCACCGCCUUUCAGAUCUUUAAAAGCUGGUGCUUUGCUGUCUCUCUCUCGAUCUCCAUUUGUCUCCUCUGGCACUGCAGGGGACUCAACCGGCAAAGCACCAAGGAGAGCUACUGUAUAGAAACGGGGAGGAAGACUGAGGAAAGGGGAGAGAAAAGGGAGAGAGACUAAGGGAGAAAUAUACAUCCAGAAAUAGCAUCAUCCACAUUUAACUGACAGAGAGUGACAGAGUGGAGAACCUGAGACCUGGACACAAAAUGCCUUUCCUUUCUUACUUAACAACCGUUGUUUUGUUGCUGAUUGCUCACUGCGGAUCAUGGACCGGGGCAAACCGCUUGGGCCCCUUCAAGGUCUGUCCCUCCUGCAGGGAUCCACUGGGGGCAGGUCGCCCCCCCAGAGACCAUAAUGUUGCCGGCAGCACGUCAGUGUUGGCCCAGGGAGAGCCCUGUGGUGUGUACACCCUGAGCUGUGCCAAGGGGCUCCGCUGUGUUCCCCCACCAAGGGAGCACAGCCCCCUCCAGGCUCUGUUGCAGGGAAGAGGCAUUUGCGCCAAGCACAGCAGGACUAGUCCCACUGAGAGGCCCCACCCCGCAGGUCCCCAUCCCUCACACAGUGGUGACAUUGAAAAAGCACCCUGCCGCAAGCUGCUGAAUCUUGUCCUGAGGGGUCUGGAGCUGACAAUCUUCCAGUCUGACCGUGACAUCUAUAUACCCAACUGUGACACCCGUGGCUUCUACAGGAAAAAGCAGUGCCGCUCCUCCAAGGGCAUGCAGCGUGGCCACUGUUGGUGCGUGGAUGAACUCGGCACGCCUGUGCCCUCACGUGCCAGCGAAGAUGGCACUUUACCAUGCGAUGGGGAGUGAGGCAUGAGUCUGUCCAAUUGCUCUGAGCCUGGAGGAAGAGGAGAAGGUGGAGGAGGAGGAGAAGGUGGUGGAGGAGCAGGAGCACAGGGAGAGAGGGUGGCUUUAGCAUGUGCUAGACAGUGCCUGGACAGGAGGUAGCAGGGAUAAACCACUUCCUAUGGAAAAUACAUACCAGUUAACGUUCAUGUCCUCUCUAAAGCAAGACACACACACUCACAGUCCAGCAGCAGCAACAAUAACAUCUUCCUGAAUGUUCAACAGUUGCAGCAGCGUCCUCUGCGUCGUCUGGUGACAUGCUGCAUGCUUACAUUAAUGCUCUGUGAACUGCCUCAGUGAUCCAAGCGGUAUUACUCCGAAUUAUCUCUAUAUUCCCUGGCUCUUGUCCUGGCUUUCUGGUAGAUCUUUAUUUUACUUUUUAGUUUAGGAUAGCUGACACUGCCUGUGUUUGUUCUGAUCUCAGUGGGCUGAAAUACUGUUACGCAGGUGAUGCGACACAAAUGUUUGAAAAAUGUGUCUCCCUCACCGUCCUCUCUCCCUCUCUCCAAAGAUACACUGAUAUCAACAUACCUAAUUGACAAAAUAUUUCUUUUCUAUUAAUUUAUUUUUGAGUAUGUGUUUCCAUCAAGUACUGCUUGAAUCUUACAGUAUAUAUAUGUCAAGUCAGAAAAAAUAAUCUUACAAAUAUGAUCCUGAAUGCUUUUGUUCAUUUUAUUUGUCAAAAUGGCAUUCUGACUGCUUAUUAGUUGAUUGUUUGUACAUAUGUUGGAUUUUUGUGGUUGACUGUGUGUUCUGAAGUGGCAUACAAAAAGCUUACGGCUGUUACCCUUUUCAAAAAGUUGUAAGGCAUAUUUUUAUACACGUCAAUAUAAUAUUUUAUAUAUGAAUUGUUGGUUUAUUUAAUGAACUACAGUACAAUGCCAUGUAUUUUUAUAUUGUCAGCAGUUUCUUAUUUAAAGACAGAGAUUAUUUUAUUUCAUGUUAGGGGAAGUGUUGUGCUUGAAAGGCACCUUUAUGGCAAAACUCAUCAUUCAUCAGAGCUCUAUUCAACUGCUGCACAUCUUAUGGUUAUAUCUCAUGUUUUUAAUUUCCUUUUAUUUAUGCUUUGUUUAUUUGAAAGUUGAGAAUAUCCAUGUUACUAUUAUGUUUUAUUUCUGGCACAUCAUACCACAAAUUCUGAGUUCAGUAGAGGAAAAAAAAAAUCAAAUUUGUUAUUGUUAUGUCUCUCCCAAGUCCUUGCAAAAGUCAUGAAAUGGUGUGCUAUUAAAGUGUGAUUAGAAUUUAUCUAUUUCUGAACAAUCUUGUUGUGCCAAUGUGUGUGCCGUGAUGAAAGGUCCAUGCACAAAGGACCUGUAAGAUUUGCAAAUAUGAAAAUAAAACAUAAUGAUAAUAAAAAUGGAGAAGAAUUAAACAUAUAUUAAUAUAA
Molecule: messenger RNA, 5063 nt
Organism: Gymnodraco acuticeps
Lineage: Eukaryota; Metazoa; Chordata; Actinopteri; Perciformes; Bathydraconidae
Product: insulin-like growth factor-binding protein 5
Exons: 5
Coding region: 3035-3640 (201 amino acids)
Biological process (GO): regulation of insulin-like growth factor receptor signaling pathway
Cellular component (GO): extracellular region
Molecular function (GO): fibronectin binding; insulin-like growth factor I binding; insulin-like growth factor II binding
Source: RefSeq, a predicted model, not a curated record